Messenger RNA from Vicugna pacos (alpaca), 2637 nucleotides. RefSeq names its product peroxisomal biogenesis factor 10 (gene PEX10). Gene Ontology annotation, biological process: protein import into peroxisome matrix. Gene Ontology annotation, cellular component: peroxisomal membrane. Gene Ontology annotation, molecular function: hydrolase activity; zinc ion binding. Lineage: Eukaryota; Metazoa; Chordata; Mammalia; Artiodactyla; Camelidae. The record is from RefSeq and is a predicted model, not a curated record.
GCACCAGGUGUGAAAGAGUCCACGGCGCUGAGGACACGAGGGAACUUCAUUGGAGCUGCGGCGGUGGAGCCCAGCGGAGGGGCAGGAGCGUGGGGCAGAUUCCGGACCACAGCCGGGCUCCUGUUCGGAGCGAGCAGAAAUUCGGGGCAUAGUGGCCGUCAGCAGGCUCUGAGCAGGAGAGGGACAACGACCAGAGUAAAUGGCCUGUGUAUUGUUCUGCCGACACUCUGACUUACACUCUGUGCCAGACGCUGUUCUCCGUGCUUUGGGCCGUUAACGCAUUUUCUCAGAACAUCCCUGCGAGUAGGACUUGUAGUUCUCCUCCUACACACAGGGAAACGGGGACUCCAGAGACACCUUGUAACUUGCUUGAGGUCACAACCAGCAGUGUGGGGCUGGGAUUUAUGCUGAUGGGUGGUCUCGUGCUUCUGGUCACUGGACUACACUGUCUCUGUGGCCUUUCUGGGCUCUAGAACGGUUACCCGGAUGGGUCCUGGAGCGGGGGUGGCUGCAGGUGGGCAGGUCUCAGGACACUCAGUGGCCGGGCGAGGCAGAUGGAGAUGGAGCAGAGUGGACAGCAUGGGAGGCCAGGGUAGAGAGAAGAGGAGUCUCCGCCUCGUGCAGGGAUGUCUGGGCUGGGCCUUGGGAGCACGAGGGAGGGUCGUUCCUAAUUCUUACCACUGCACGAGCCUCACCCCCAGCCUGUCAGGAAUAAUGCUGUUUCUCUGCUCAGGUGCAAAGAAGUGGCUGGAGUGGAGGAAGGAGAUUGAGCUGCUGUCAGAUGUCGCCUACUUUGGUCUCACCACACUUGCAGGCUAUCAGACCCUCGGGGAGGAGUACGUGGGCAUCAUCCAGGUGGACCUGUCCCAGAGCCGGGUGCCCUCCAGGCUGCGCCGCGGGGUCCUGGUUGCGCUGCACACCGUCCUGCCGUACCUGCUGGACAAGGCCCUGCUCCACCUGGAGCAUGAGCUGCAGGCCGACAGUGAUGGCACGCGGCCCUUGCAGGGCAGCUUGGCACCCAGUGUGCGCAGCCCGUGGGGGGCACGGCGCUGGCUGCACCAGCACGUCACCACCCUGACGGAGCAGCAGCAGCGGGUGCUCCUGCGGGCUGUGUCCCUACUCAGGCAGGGCCUCGGGUGCCUCCAGCGGCUCCACGUCGCCUGGUUCUACAUCCAUGGUGCCUUCUACCACGUGGCCAAGAGAUUCACAGGCAUCACCUACCUCCGUGUCCGCCGCCUGCCUGCAGAGGACUCGAGGGCUCGCGCCAGCUACAGGCUGCUGGGGCUCGUAUCCCUGCUACACCUGGCGCUGUCCGUGGGCCUGCAGCUCUACGGCUUCCGGCAGAGGCAGCGCGCCCGGCGGGAGUGGAAGCCACACCGCAGCCUGUCUCAGCGCAGGAGCCACGUAGAAGAGAGAGUGGUUUCCAGAAACUCCCUGUGCACCCUGUGCUUGGAGGAGCGCAGGCACUCAACAGCCACCCCCUGUGGCCACCUGUUCUGCUGGGAAUGCAUCAUGCAGUGGUGCGACACCAAGACGGAGUGUCCCCUCUGCAGGGAGAGGUUCCUUCCGCAGAAGCUCGUCUACCUGCGGCACUACCGCUGACCCGACGGAGGCUGGAGGAGCCCAGGAGGCCUUCCAACAUCAGGGGAAGAACUUCCAGGUUAACUUUACUUGCACAGAAACCAUGAUAUCCCCGUUUGUUACUGUCACGAAAGACGCUGUAGCAGCAGCUCAGGAGAGCACUGGACCUGGCCGUGCAUGGUUGAGCCUUCAGCGCCGUCAGCCCUCCCUGCACCUCCCAGCACUCCUCCAGAACUUCCUCCCCCCGACCGCCCACUGACACGGGAAGGUCCAACACCAGCCACACGGUGAGACGUGGCCACGUGGCCAGCGCCGACCAGGAGCAGAGAACCAGUAGUCUGCUUGCCGGGCUGUGCUCAGGCCUGCAGCCCAGACGGCCCACAAGCCUCAUCCCUGUCAUGGAGCCAUGGGGCGGCCCAGACACGGCCGUUCUCGGGGCAGAAAGCAAGAAGCCGUCGCUGCCACCUGACAUGUCUGGCGCGCACCUUCUAGCGCGUCAAGUUGGCUUCACAUUUUAGAAGAUGGAAGCGUGCAUCCUGGCCUCCCAGCACGACCACCUCCUGCUUGGAGCACCUGGUGGGCCCAGCCAGCACGAGUGGAGGCUGCCCAUCGCAGCAGGGUGCAGGCCGGCUGCCUACACACAUCCCCACUGUGCCCAGCCCACUUUCUGCCACCGUUUUAUUUCCAGGUUUUAAAACCUACAUAACUCGUGCCCAAGGCUGGACUUUGCCAUAGGCAUCCUCAAAACACCGCUUCCAGUCGCGCUGGUGUGUUAGGAACGCCGUGAGGGCGAGCUGACUUGGUGGAGGCUGGCGGGGAGGCUCGCCAGGCCCGGGGGCGGGGCAGCACAGCUUCCAGCCUAGGACCCUGCGGCCGCUUCUCUCUGACUUCACGGACUCUGCGGCACAGGAACAUUGCGCGGCAGGCCUCAGCUAACAGAGGUCAGCGCCCAGAGGCUGGGCUGUGAACAGAGCAGCAGCCCUGCUCUGGCUCCAGUCGGGGAGCCUAGCCAGGGUUGGGGUCCACAGUUCCCGAAACCCCUUCCUUACACUCUCA